UUCAAAGAAAAUUUGUCAAUUCUUAAUAGGUUGUGAAAUCUCUACAUAAAUUUGCAAACAUUUUAGUGCAAAAGUAGUGUUUAAUAUAAAAGUUAGGGCUGUGAAGUGAGCAGAUGUGCAGACAAAACAGUAAUAGAAAUUGCAACUCGGGUUGUAAUUGUGAGUGUAAUUCUCCUCCGAACUCCGAAUUUGUUGAGUAUGAGACAAACUGCCGGAGCCGCCAAACCUUGUAGUAAUUCGUACAUUCGCACCAAUAAGUGAAUCUGCAAUGUGUGCAUGCGCGACGGUCUAACGUUAGUUUCGUGACCAAUUGGAAUGGAUGAUUUUUAAACUCAGACGCUCCCGUCUCCUUGAAAUCCUGUUUAUACUUCGUUCCAGUUCUUCCAGAAAGAGGAUAGUGUAGAAGAUGGUGUACAUCCAUUUUCCUGCCAAUUUUACUGAAGAAGAAUUGAUGCUUCAAGCGAAAUAUGCGAAAUUAAAAAAGAAGAAAAAGGCACUAACAGCUCUUAAAGCCCCCAAACCUGAACCAGAACGCCCGGUAGCACCAAAGAGACCAGCAGAGGCAAGAGACGCCAGGGAAGUGGCAAAGAAAUUGAUUAAAUCGGGAGCAAUUUCGGCAAUAACGAAGCAACAAAAACUACCUGAACAUGGGUUUAAACGGCCGAGAGGAUUGGAAAGAAAGUUAAUAUCAGAGAAGACAGUGAGUGGAUAUCAACCUUUCUCGGCAAUUCAAAUGGAAGAUGGACCCGACAAUCCCGAAAAUAAGCCACCUAGAAUAAAGAAUCUCUAUGAUAAUUUUGAAAAUGUAAGGGAAAGGGACGAGCGUAGCGUAAUUGAAAAACCCAAGGAUAAAGUGGAGAAACCUCGUACUGGCAACACGAUUUACGUGUCUGGAUAUAAAAUAACCGACGAAUUUCUUAAGAAGCACUUCUCUACUAUGGGGAAUAUUAUCAACAUUUCAAUGGAAAUCGAGAAAAAUAGAGGAUUUGUGACUUUUGAUAAAACGGACGCUGCGGACAGGGCCAUUUCGGAAAUGGAUGGGAGUAUGGUGUCAGGAAUUCAACUUCAAGUUUCUUUGGCCAGGCGACAACCGCAAAUUGAACCAAUUAAUGAGUCGACGUCAUCAGUUGCUUGGACCACUCUAGCUUCAACUAAUUCACAGAAAGGAAACCAUAAAGACAAGCGAGAUCUGGUUUCAUACGAAGACAUAUUUGAUGAAUAAACAAUAUUACCACUUUAUGUACUAAGUACUGAGUAUUUUUCGUACUUUGUAUCGUUGUAAAAAAUUAUAUUUAAAACAGUAAUUACUUAAUUAAUAUAAUUAAGACCAAAAA
Dendroctonus ponderosae (mountain pine beetle) is the source of this 1334-nucleotide messenger RNA. RefSeq names its product negative elongation factor E (gene Nelf-E). Bases 407 to 1222 code for a protein of 271 amino acids. Gene Ontology annotation, molecular function: RNA binding. Gene Ontology annotation, cellular component: NELF complex. Lineage: Eukaryota; Metazoa; Arthropoda; Insecta; Coleoptera; Curculionidae. The transcript is spliced from 2 exons. The record is from RefSeq and is a predicted model, not a curated record. Gene Ontology annotation, biological process: negative regulation of transcription elongation by RNA polymerase II.